CCUCGCACCAGAUCGGUCGGCUGAACAUAAUUCUUUUCCUUUUUCAGACGGGUUUAACCAAAAACCCUUGCACGAACCGCAAGCCCACCCCGGCCCAGAGGGAGAGGCGGCGCCGAUCCGAGCCCCCAGCCAUGUCGCCGCAGCUCCUCCUCCGCCGCUUCCCCUCCGCCGGCGCCCACCUCUGCCGCUACCAGGGGCACGGCCACCGCCAUCGCUGCCUCAGCUCGGCGUCGGAGGCGGCGGGAAGCUCCGGCUGGCGGCGGCAGCACGAGGAGGAGAGCAAGGCGGUCAAGGUGUCGGUGUGGUGGGACUUCGAGAACUGCCACGUCCCCCAGAACGUCAACGUUUGCCGCGUCGCCCAGCGCGUCUCCGCCGCGCUCCGCGCUGCCGGCGUCCGCGGCCCGCUCUCCAUCACCGCCUUCGGGGACGUCCUCCAGCUCUCCCGCGCCGCGCAGGAGGCGCUCGUCGCCACCGGCGUCGUCAUCUCCCACGUCCCAAGCAGUGGAAAGAACAGUUCUGACCGGUCAUUUAUGGCUGAUCUUGUCUACUGGAUUGCUCAGAACCCGCCACCAGCUCAUUUUUUCCUCAUAUCUGGGGAUAAAGAUUUCGCCAACAUUUUGCAUCGGUUGCGAAUGAGCAACUAUAACAUACUACUUGCUUGUCCUGGUAAAACUACUAGUGUACUAUGCAAUGCAGCGACGAUUAUGUGGCCUUGGGAAGCUUUAGUGAAAGGGGAAAGUUUCUCACCCAAGCAUUUUAACCACCCACCAGAUGGUUUAUCUGGAUCUUGGUAUGGUCACUACAAAGGAGCCCUUGACGACCCCUUCGUGGAGGCUGAAUCAGAAGAAACCAUUGCACCAUCAGCACCAUCUGAUAAAUUAUGCCGUAAUCCCAAAAAUGCAGUUACUGCAAUCCCCAAAGAUGUGGUUGAUGGGAUACGAGAGGCACUGAAUUCGUAUCCUAGUGGGGUCACGCUUUCGACUCUUCUUCGACAACUCAAAAACAACAAUGUGUCUCUUGGUAAUGAUUUCUUUGGCCACAAAAAGUUGUCUUGCCUUCUCCUAUCAAUGCCAGAUAUUGUGAAGUUUGUUACUCCUUCAACUGCUUUAGGCGAGCCGUGUGUAGUUGGGGUGAAGAAAAAAUUACUGGAACCUGCUGAACAAUGUUUUGAGCCCCUGAGUUCUGUUGAAAGUGAUGUGAAGGACAAUAAUCGCGGUCAAGCAACACACAGUGAUAAGAAGCCUCCAUCCUCCGUGUCAACUUCUUUUCCUGAACAAAACUGUAAAACCGUAAGUUCUCAAAGUAUCAUCAGGGACAGAAGCUUCAAGCAGACUGUAAAUGAGAACCCAGCUGCAUCUGCUGUAUCAUCUUCCCCACAAGAUGUCUUACCUGAGGAUCAAAAGGUGUGCCCAGCAGUUGAUAUGAAUGCAAGGCCAGAAUCACCUGCCAACCACAAGGAAGUUGAUGCCCCUGGAACUCCCUCUUCCUUAGGGGUGGAAAAUACUGUUAACAGUGAUGGGCUAUUAAAAAGGCCAACCACAAGUCCAGAAUCACCUGACAACCAGAAGGAAGUUGAUGCCCCUGGAACUCCCUCUUCCUUAGGGUUGGAAAAUACUGUUAACAGUGAUGGGCUAUUAAAAAGGAUCUGGGUACUAUGGAAUGGCCCUGAGAGUGCUAAUCGUGAGGUUCCUCCAUGUCACGAAGGCACUUCUGCUGAAGUCGUUGAUUUGGGAACUCCUCAGCAAGAUCGCAGUACUGAUCAACGUAGCAGGCUUUUGAAUAGGAUCCAUAAGACCUCUUCCCAGAACAGAAGUUCAGAUGUAACAGAUGGCUCUGCAGCGAUGAUUGUUAACUUUUCAAUUUUGUCUGACCAUGACCAUUCUGAAAAACAUGCAGAAGAGGCAGAAAACUUAAAGAGGGAUCCACCUAUCCUCCAGAGCUCGAAGCCAUGUAGUGGACCUGCAUCUGUUCCAUUGUGUAAAGAUGGGGGUGAUGCCUCCAAGAUGAGCAAGGGCUUAUUUAGUUGGGUACCGCGGUGGUGGAAAUUUGGAAAAUUGGAUGGAGAUAAUGGUAUAGCCAUGAAAAAUGGCAUUGAUGAAGCAAAGACAGACAUAACCGAGGAAUCACAAUCUUUGAAGGCUUCAACUUGUGAAAAUGAGCAGCAAGUAGUUAAUAAAAUAUUCACAAGAUUUUACUUUUGGGAUGUUCUAGGGAAACAGCUAUCAAAGCCCAUUGGGUCUGAGCUUGUUUCGAAAGCGAAGACAAGGGAGGAGUUGGUACAUGGAUUGCAGAAUUUAGAGUGUUGGCCUCUCAGAGGCCUUGUCGAGAAAGAUGUCAGUCAUCUGGUUCAUUUGUUACUUUCAGAAAAGAAAUGGAUCGAGGAAACUCCUUCCAGCGAAUUUCCUUUCCGUCUUACACUCCCUCAAAAGAGAACAUGCACUCCACCAAAUUCUAGCACAAGAAGCACUCCACCAAAUUCUAGCACAAGAAGCACUCCACCAAAUUCUAGCACAACAUGCACUGCACCAAAUUCUAGUAAGUUUGAUCUGAGUACUCUGUUUAAUGUUAAGCCAUUGGAGCAGGGUAAAUAUGGUGGUGACAAAGGCAGGACAAACAGGACUCCGAAUAGGGAGGAAACAUUGUCUGAUUGCCACAAGCUAUUAAAGGACCUUCUCGUGCAAUACAAAUAUGGAUUUAACAUCAGCAUUUUCAAGCGUCAGUUUGCUCAGAAGCAUGGGUACGAGCUUGACCACCAGAAGCUGGGAUAUGCAGACAUUGAGUCACUGUUGCAGAUUAUGCCUGGUAUAAGAGUAAAAUUUCCAAGGGUUCUGCCUGCAGAAAGUGGGAAUGGCCAGGGUGGCAGCAAGGGCGAUGGAAAUCAAAGUAAUGGUGAUGAUUCCAUCUGGGGGGAACUUGGCCCUGUGUCUGCCACUGCCAAAACUGCUGAAGAGGGGGUUGAUAAAGGAGCAUGCUACCGGCCUCCCACCUGCUCAGAAGAUGAUUUCUCUGACGAUGAGAAUCAAGCAGACCAAGAGCCCAGAAGAGGCGUUGAGCAGAGCUCACUCCUCAAAAUCAUUGAUUCCUGGAACAGCAGCAAGGACGAUGGCUCUGGCAAGAAACCUCAAGAGAUUGACGGGGUCGUGGACUGUUCCAGGAGCAGUCUGGGUUAUCUUGACACUCUGAGGGCUGCAAGGCAGCAGCUGCAGCAGCCACAGAAGCAGUAUUCCUUUGUUUCAUCAGAAUCAGACUCGGAAGAGGAUAAAAGCAAGGAUAAGCUUGUGGACAGCGUCUUGGGCAGCCUGCAAAAAGCGCGGGGCGCAAAGGCGUCUAAUUGAUGAGCUGGUAAUCGCAGCAACGUCUGUUUUCCUUUUCUCUUUUGAGCGGCAAAUUGCAGCAGCGAUCCUGUUACCAUAGAGCUGGCGUGUUCCUCCUUCGUAUUAUGUUCAUCGUCAGCUCCUCGAAACAGCAGGACAUGUUGGGCGGCGUCCAUAUACAUUUCAUCUCCUUAGUUUAGAUUUUAGAAGGGUAUUUAUAUUUAUUUUUGUAAGGCUAACCAACGAGCUUCAUUUAGCAUGGCCUUUUUAUUCGGCUGAGGGUUGUUCACUAGUAUCGAAUAAACUGGAGCACUGCGAUUCGUUGGUAAGGCCUCCUUGGUACUACGUAUACUGAUAAGGCUGAGUUUCUA
Molecule: messenger RNA, 3685 nt
Organism: Hordeum vulgare subsp. vulgare (domesticated barley)
Lineage: Eukaryota; Viridiplantae; Streptophyta; Magnoliopsida; Poales; Poaceae
Exons: 3
Coding region: 132-3335 (1067 amino acids)
Biological process (GO): regulation of gene expression
Cellular component (GO): peroxisome
Molecular function (GO): RNA nuclease activity
Source: RefSeq, a predicted model, not a curated record